This is a messenger RNA of Magallana angulata, 3159 nucleotides long. RefSeq names its product ubiquilin-1-like. Gene Ontology annotation, biological process: ubiquitin-dependent protein catabolic process. The transcript has 15 exons. Gene Ontology annotation, cellular component: cytosol. Gene Ontology annotation, molecular function: polyubiquitin modification-dependent protein binding. The record is from RefSeq and is a predicted model, not a curated record. Lineage: Eukaryota; Metazoa; Mollusca; Bivalvia; Ostreida; Ostreidae. The coding region runs from base 28 to 1758 and encodes 576 amino acids.
CAAAUUUACCCAUAAUUCCUUGAAGCCAUGGCUGACGAAGAAAGUCCCAGAAUAACAGUAACAGUAAAAACGCCGAAAGAGAAGCAUGAUGUCGAAAUUAAUCAAGCUGCCGGCGUACGAGAAUUUAAGGAAGAAGUGGGCAAGAAGUUUUCAGCACCUAUUGAGCAGCUGUGUUUAAUAUUUGCUGGAAAAAUUCUAAAGGAUGGAGAUACACUGGCCCAGCAUGGAAUAAAAGAUGGACUUACAGUUCAUCUAGUGAUUAAAUCAUCCAACAGGUCGCAAGAACAGGCUGCUCAGAGAUCCACAACACCCUCCAGCGCACCCACUACAGGGUCAACCACUGGCGGGGGUGCGGGCACUGAGACCCCCAACCUCUCCCAGACUCCUUUUGGACUGGGAGGUUUAGGGGGACUGGCAGGAUUAGGAAAUCUAGGAAUGGGAUCACACAAUUUUAUGGAGAUGCAACAAAACAUGCAGAGAGAGAUGAUGGCCAAUCCAGAUCUAAUGCGACAGAUGAUGGAGAAUCCGUUUGUACAACAGCUGAUGUCUAAUCCCGAUGUAAUGAGACAGAUGAUCACCAGCAACCCACAAAUGAGAGAGCUUAUGGAGAGAAACCCAGAAAUUUCCCACAUGUUGAACAACCCUGAAUUAAUGAGACAGACCAUGGAGUUAGCCAGGAAUCCCGCCAUGCUCCAAGAGUUAAUGAGGUCUCAGGAUCGUGCCAUGAGUAACUUGGAGAGCAUACCAGGAGGAUUUAAUGCUCUACAGAGGAUGUACCGCGAUGUACAAGAACCAAUGAUGGAUGCUGCUUUUGGGAAUCAAAAUCCAUUCGCCUCACUUGUCGGUCAAAACAACUCUGGUGCCCCCAAUGCUCUGCAGGGAACAGAAAAUAAUCAGCCCCUCCCGAAUCCCUGGGCCCCAGCCUCCACACAGAGUAGUUCCUCCCCCUCCUCCCCCUCCCCCGCCACCACCACGAGUUCUACAGCACCCACGUCAGCGGCCUCAAUGCAGGACAUGUUUGGUAGUCGAGGGAUGCAGAGUUUGAUGCAGCAGAUGACACAGAACCCACAGCUGAUGGAGAAUAUGUUACAGGCACCCUACAUGCAGUCAAUGCUCCAGUCAAUGUCAGCAAACCCAGAGAUGGCAAACCAGAUAAUUGGGUCAAAUCCAAUGUUUGCUGGUAACCCUCAACUUCAACAACAGGUGAUGCAACAGCUCCCCACUAUGAUGCAACAGCUGCAGAAUCCAGAGAUGCAGGCUUUACUGUCCAACCCCCAGGCAUUAAAUGCUGUGAUGCAGAUACAGCAGGGACUGAGCACCCUCCAAAGUACUGCGCCCUCACUUUUUCCAGGAGUGAACCCUGGGUCCUUGCCUAUUGGUGGAUCGACUCCCACAACAAACACAGUGGCCACAACAACAGCAGCAUCAGCCUCCACGGACACCACGAGCUCCUCCACCAAUUCUACCACCACCACCACAACAGCCACAACAUCCUCCACAGGUGGUACAACUACCACACCCUCUACAGCGGCACCUGGCACGCAACAGAAUCCUGAACAACUCUCCAACCUCAUGGCACACAUGAUGCAGUUAAUGGCGGGUGGUAACCAGAAUCAGCCCCCUGAGCAGAGGUAUGCAGCUCAGCUGGAUCAGCUAGCCACAAUGGGAUUUGUUGACAGAGAGGCCAACAUUAGAGCUCUUCAGGCUACACUGGGAGAUGUAAAUGCUGCAAUAGACAGACUGCUACAACAGCGAUGACAUAGUUGUGAUGAACUGUAACUUGGAUAACAUCAUAAAAUAAGAACUGAAGCAUCCCCGGGAACUGGUUUACAUUAAAAAUGAGCUUUUACCUCCUUAUGAAAUCAUCUCUAUUAACUCGUAUUACUUUUUCUUCCUUCAUUAUAAAUCAUUGCUCUCCUAGUGAUGCACUUCUACAUUGAACUGUGCUAUGUUUGCAAUGGCCGAUAUUUUCUGACAGGGCAUGAUUUGCUCCGUGUGGUGAAACAAUGGCUUGAUUUUGUGUUUAGUCAGAUUUUUUCUAUGCGCAGUUCUGAUAUUCCAGAAUGUCAAAUAAUAUUUACCAGUUUAUGUGUUUUGUAUCAUUUGCGGCAUUGUAGGAAACCCACUGUAUUGCAUACCUUUGCUAACCAUGGGCAAGCUUCCUGAAAUUUCUGGGUUACAUAAAUAUCGAUCUUUUCAAUCCAGGAAUGAGAAUGAAAUGUAAAAACAAGGAACACCCGCUAAGGAUGUGUUGCACAUAUUAACACCUCUGAGUAAGAUUUACAAAAGUGUGAAGGAUCUAAUCAAGUAGGGCAUAAAUACAUAUAUUUCAUGUGACCAAGAAAAUUUCAGAGAGAGUAUGCUUAAACACAGUGGGUUUCUAAUGAUUCUUUUCAGGAUUGGAUGACAAAUUGAUGUUUAAUUACAUAUUACAUGAAUUGUCAAGAAGUCAGAAACUCGACAGUUCCCUUGUUUCAUUAUUCAUGGUGAAAUAUACAUGCCUAUCAGUUGAUAAAGUUUAUUUGUCGGGGACGACUAAAAUGAUUCAUUUUACCAUCUUCCACCUGAACUCAAAGAAGAUGUUGAUAUCAAUUUAAAUUUUACUGAUUUUAGUCUUAUAAUAGAUUUAAAUGAAUCCUAAUAACAAGUAUAUUUAAAGCAAAUUAAAUGUUGUGUUUCUAAAAAAAAAACUUUUCUUUUUCUUAGCCAAUUUUAUUUAUAUUUGAGUUACUGAAAGGAUGGAAAAUUACUUAAUAAUAAUAAUACCUGUCUAAUCAAAUUGUAAUAUAGAUUUUUCUUGCCUUUGACUGCUUUUGUAUAUCAGAUUUUAAAAAAGCUAAUGAGAUGUUAUUUUGACAGGAUUUCAAAUAUUAAUGAAUUUUGUGAAUCUUAAAUAUUCAUACUGAAUGCAAGAUAUAUAUAAGAUACAGUAUAUGUAUAUACUGUAAUGUAUAUUUUGCUGGUCCAUUUAUUUUUAUCCGAGCGUCAUUAAGAAGUAUAAAUUUUGAACAGCUGGUUGACAUGUCAGUUCAUUACAAAUACAUGUAAAAACCCAUGUGUUGAUGUAAAAUGCAUGUUAAUACUGGGCCUUGUUAUUUAAAAGAAUGAUUUAUUUGCUGUUGUACAGUGUAUGAAUAAAACGCAUAGAUGUAUCCCAAA